AAUGUUUAUUGCAAGCAACCGAGUACGUACAAUCUCAUGAUCAGUUCGCCGACACUACUGUACGUAACCAGUUUCAGUCAUGAACAUUUCGUGCUUUUAACCCCCACAAACACCUUCUGGCUUCUAAUUUGUUCUUUCUGUACUUUCCUUCUUCCAGCGAUCCUUCUUCCAACAAAAUGGUCCAGUCAAAGAAGUUCAGAGGCGUCAGGCAGCGUCAUUGGGGCUCCUGGGUCUCCGAAAUACGCCACCCAUUACUGAAGAAAAGGGUGUGGCUUGGCACGUUUGAGACAGCAGAAGAAGCAGCCCGGGCCUACGACCAAGCGGCCAUUUUGAUGAGUGGCCGCAAUGCCAAAACCAACUUUCCGAUGACCCAAACUCCGACGGGGGACCCAAAGACUGGUGAGGAUUCCCCAUCAUCAGCACCGAAGGAUUUGUCAGAAAUUCUUCACGCAAAGCUUCGGAAAUGCAGCAAGGCUCCGUCCCCUUCCAUGACUUGUCUCAGGCUCGACACUGUGAGUUCUCAUAUAGGAGUAUGGCAAAAGCGCGCGGGGCAGCACUCUGAUUCGAGUUGGGUCAUGACGGUUCAGCUCGGAAAGAAGAAUAUUAAUGCGGAUAAUAUUGAUGGUGAUCAAAAUAGUUCAUUGCCGGCGUUGUCUUCUGAUGAUCAUCAUCACUCUCCGGCAAUGGCCGGGGGUCCUGAACUGCGAGCAGAGAUGGAUGAGGAAGAGAGAAUUGCCCUGCAAAUGAUAGAGGAGCUUCUCAACAGGAAUUGUCCAAGCCCUCAAUCCUUUGGUAUUCAAGAAGGAGAGGGAAGUUUUUACCUCUAGUACUCAGCUUGCUGCAUAUAUAUAAUCAUAUAUAUAUAUAUAUAUUAUAUAUAUAUAUAUAUAUAUGUAUGUCUAGCAUCAUAAUAAUUAGUAUAUAUAUGUAUGUGCCCAAA
Molecule: messenger RNA, 940 nt
Organism: Juglans microcarpa x Juglans regia
Lineage: Eukaryota; Viridiplantae; Streptophyta; Magnoliopsida; Fagales; Juglandaceae
Product: ethylene-responsive transcription factor WIN1-like
Exons: 2
Coding region: 177-827 (216 amino acids)
Biological process (GO): regulation of DNA-templated transcription
Molecular function (GO): DNA-binding transcription factor activity; DNA binding
Source: RefSeq, a predicted model, not a curated record